This is a messenger RNA of Peromyscus maniculatus bairdii (prairie deer mouse), 2243 nucleotides long. Its product is annotated as putative P2Y purinoceptor 10. NCBI's taxonomy places the organism in Eukaryota, Metazoa, Chordata, Mammalia, Rodentia, Cricetidae. Gene Ontology annotation, biological process: positive regulation of Rho protein signal transduction; phospholipase C-activating G protein-coupled receptor signaling pathway. Gene Ontology annotation, molecular function: G protein-coupled receptor activity. The record is from RefSeq and is a predicted model, not a curated record. Gene Ontology annotation, cellular component: plasma membrane.
CUGGGUAGAAAGGGUAAGGUUCUUGGCUUUCUCUUCAUACAUUCAAAAAUAGAACUAAAAAGCUUCUGUGAAUUGAAAACGACAGUGGGAAUUUCUGCUGCUUCCAUUGAAAACUUAAUUCUGAGUCUGCUAUAUCUUACCUUUGGGGGGAUAUAUUGUUAUGAAGAAUGGAGACUUCAGUGAGAAACCACUAUGCAAAGGAAGGAACAUAAAUGCACAAGAUGGUAAUUAACAGCACAAACAGUAUGAAAGUAAAGUGCACUGAUCUACAAAUGCUGUUUCAGCACGUCCUCUUGGCAACCACCUAUAUCCUUGGGCAGGAGUUGUAACUCUAUAGUUUACCUUGAUGAACAUACUGAGAUAUUCAAGAUGGGCAGCAAUAGUACCAGCACUGCUGAGAGUAAUUGCAAUGAUACACAUCCGGCAUUUCAGCACUCUCUGUAUGCAACCACCUAUAUCUUAAUAUUCAUCCCUGGUCUCCUGGCUAACAGUGCAGCCCUGUGGGUUCUGUGCCGCUUCAUCAGCAAGAAGAAUAAGGCCAUCAUUUUCAUGAUCAACCUCUCAGUGGCGGAUCUCGCUCAUGUCCUGUCCUUACCUCUCCGGAUUUACUAUUAUAUCACCCGUCACUGGCCAUUCCAGAGGGCCCUUUGCCUGCUCUGCUUCUAUCUGAAAUAUCUCAACAUGUAUGCCAGCAUUUUCUUCUUGACAUGCAUCAGUCUUCAGCGGUGCUUUUUUCUCCUGAAGCCAUUCAGAGCCAGAAACUGGAAGCGUAGGUACGACAUGGGCAUCAGUGCUGCCAUCUGGGUCAUCGUGGGGACUGCCUGUUUGCCACUUCCUAUCCUGAGAAGUGCUGGCUUAGCCAACAACAGUGAAUCCUGCUUUGCUGAUUUAGGGCUUCAUGACAUUAGUAUGGCUUCCUCCAUUGGCAUGGUAACUGCUGCUGAACUUGGAGGAUUUGUAUUGCCUGUUGUAAUUAUUACAUAUUGCACAUGGAAAACAAGAAAAUCUUUACAGGAAUUCCGGGAUCCACCUCAGAAUAUUAAAGAGAGGAAAAAGGCUUUGAGGAUGGUCCUAAUGUGUGCAGUGGUAUUCAUAGUGUGUUUCACUCCUUACCAUCUCAACUUCCCAUUCUUUAUGAUGGUGAAGCAACAUGUCUUCUCCAACUGCUCUUUUAUUAAGAGCACUCUGUGUUUCCACAUUAUUUCCCUGUGUCUUGCAAAUCUGAAUUGUUGCCUUGAUCCAGUUGUGUAUUAUUUUAUGACUUCGGAAUUUCGUGAUCAAUUUUCAGAACAUGGCAGUUUGGUCAUCCAGUCAUGUGUGCGAUGUAAGGACAGUACUUUGGAAAUUCAUCAGAGGAAUGAGAAUCUUCAGACUAUCUCUCUUGAAUGUUUGGAUGCUCCAACACAAUGUGAGGAAAUAAUUCUCUAGAAUAACCUUUAUACUCUGUCAGGUUAGCCAUGCCAUUUCAAAGUGAUACUGAGCAUCUUGAAGAAACAUGGCCACUUCACUCAAAAUAAUCUGUCUACUGGAGUUCUUUAUGCCAAAAUCAUUUGUGGACCUUCUGAGAAAAAGACUUUUUUCACAGAAAGUGAUAAUCAACAGAAGGAAUCUCACAUCUGUUCCUCAGAAAUGGGGACAAUCAUCUCAUCUUCAUCUGAGAAAAACAAAAUACAUUAAAAAAUAGUGGACGUGUACAAGUUAUCUAAACAGUGACAAGUCUACAUCAGAAUAUGACCCUAACUUUAUUUAGAAAACAUACACUACUUCUCCAAUUGUAUUACAGAGGGAUGGCUUUUCAUAUUAACAUAAAUUAUGGAAAUUAACAAUAUUAUAACUUAAAAUACCUAUAGGAUUUUCUUUUUCUCACCUUGAAGAAAAAAAUCUUUUCAGAUGAGCUUCUCAAAAUUACCAUAGAAACCACAAUGCAAACACCAUAAACAGGAUUGUGCUCUGCAUAUUUAACAAACUUGAGUUUAAGGGCUCAAAAUGAAAUCUCUUUGCCUAAAUGUCUGUUUGUGACGUGAUGCAUAUUUAUGUUUACUGGCACUAAUUGGGAAAUAGUCUCAUUUAUCUGUUUAUUAAAAUCAGCUGUGUCAUUCUCUGGCUAGGUUGAUUGUUUCAUAUGUAACUUCAGACAACUUCAUUUGAUACAUUUAAAUCAACAGAUUCCAGAAGAUUCACACAAUACAUGCAGUUUUCAUUUUGCUAAGAUUUAGUUGAACGUAAGUUUUUUUUUUUUUUUU